Messenger RNA from Patiria miniata (bat star), 984 nucleotides. RefSeq names its product alpha-1A adrenergic receptor-like. The record is from RefSeq and is a predicted model, not a curated record. Lineage: Eukaryota; Metazoa; Echinodermata; Asteroidea; Valvatida; Asterinidae. Gene Ontology annotation, cellular component: membrane. Gene Ontology annotation, molecular function: G protein-coupled receptor activity. Gene Ontology annotation, biological process: G protein-coupled receptor signaling pathway. The coding region runs from base 1 to 984 and encodes 327 amino acids. The transcript has a single exon.
AUGGACGCAGCGCUUUUGCUUCGAGUUUACCAAACACUGGUGGGAGUCGUUGGUGUAUUUGGCAAUGGCCUAGUUUGCCUUGUCAUCUAUCGUGUCUCCUCCAUGCAUACCACGACCAAUGCUUUCAUCUUCAACCAAGCAGCCAUCGACUUGUUCGGAUCUCUCGUCAUGGCUGUACGGAACAACAUGCCGGACCUUCUCGGUGUCAAUAUUCCUGGUGGUAUAGCCGGUUUUCUUCUCUGCAGGGUUUACAAUGCUUACGCAGUCCAGUUUUCCUUAUUUACGGCUUCGACAUAUAACUUGAUGACAGUCACUUUAGAGCGUUACAUUGCCAUUGUCUACCCCUACACUUAUCCAAAGAUAUUCGGUAAACGCAAAGCAGUAGGAGCAUUCCUCGCAGCUGGAUGGGUUCUAGGAUUCGUCGUUUCUUGCGGUGCUGCUGUUGUUAUUAACUACCAUCAGAAUGGCUACUGCGCUCGUGCGUCUGGUGUGGGUGCGUUGGGCGUAGCAGUGGUCAUGCUCAACUUUUUCAUCCCUUCAUUGGUCAUGCUGGUGUCUUACAUGCACAUCACUAUUGUCCUGAAGAGAAGUGCAGACAGAGUGGCUCCUGGUCUGGCUACACUGACAAGGCCUGCUGCUGACCAAGAGAACCAAGAAGGUACGGCACCAACUACCGGUACUGCAGCAGGCACCUCACAGCCAGAAACCCAGGGAGAGUCCCUCCUUCGGGCAAGGCGUAACACCUUCAAGACCCUCUUGCUCGUCUUUGUUGUUUUCGUCAUCUGCUGGCUCCCCCAUUCGACAAUCUUCUUAGUCUUCGAUCUUGGAGGAAGUGUUCAAUUCAGUGGUAUCCUGUUUUAUUUUGGCGCUUUUACCCUUACGGUAAAUGUUUGCGUGAAUCCGUUCAUCUACGCCGUCAAAUACAAACAGUUCCGGGCCGGCUUCAGAAGAAUGGUGGGUCUUCAAACUGUAGCUGGUGAAUGA